Messenger RNA from Cyclospora cayetanensis, 2817 nucleotides. RefSeq lists its product as uncharacterized. The transcript has 2 exons. Lineage: Eukaryota; Apicomplexa; Conoidasida; Eucoccidiorida; Eimeriidae. The record is from RefSeq and is a predicted model, not a curated record. The coding region runs from base 1 to 2817 and encodes 938 amino acids.
AUGGGGAAAAGCUUGCCCUCUUCAACUGUGUACCGCGUGGCCUCUUGGCAGGCGCCUUCUGGGGCUUUGACUGGUGGUAGAUGGAAGUGCACAUGCCACCGGCGCUGGGGAAAACGCGGCGUGUUGAGCGCCUUGACAUUUCUCGUGGCGUUUUUUUGCCAUGACUUGCUCUGGAUUCCGCAGCCUGCGGGUAGGGAUCCGUGGAGCCCGCAGACAUCAUCAUGGAGGCUUGUUGCAUGGGGAGCAGAGGCAACUUCCGGCUAUGACGGCCGUUUUCUGGGUCCACAGAUUACGGCUGAUGUGCUGAAGCAAAGGACCUCUGUGAAGACCCAAGAUAAGCAACCCAUCAUUGAUGAUGAACUUUUAGAAGAUGAGGAACCCCUUGAGAUUUGGGGUGAUAUAGACGACAGACGGAUGUUCUUCUCCAGGACGUCCUACCCGUGUGCAGCUGCUUUGCGCCAAGCUUUUAACGCAGCGUUGCGCUUGUUGGUGGACCGAGGGGUGCGCAACAAGCUGCUUCUAAAAUACAUGCUACCGCUUUCUUUUGCUGUGGAGUUGCAAGGGGCAAUACCAGCGUGGCCUAAGCUACAGGACCUGCAUGAACAAGAUUUACUGCGCGACGUCUUGGAGGGGCGCGUGCUGCGGGUGGCCACGGUGGCACGGGGGCCCUCCCAGGCCCCUAAGACUUCAUCCUUUGAUGAAAGCUUCCUUCGAGAGAUCGUAGAUGAGAUCGACAUGCACUAUUCAGGGGCGGAGGGCCCGCCGGAGUUUAACGAAAAGCAGCCCGCAAUGCCCAUACAGAUACAGUACGUGGUGAAGGCCUCUACAGCAGUGGCAUUGCAGGCCUUAGACGCGGGCCAGGCCCACAUGACUGAUAUCAACAUGGUUUUGAGCCACAACCCCUUCAACGGCGUCACCGUGUCUUCGCGGUAUAGCCGGUCCGAUCAGGUCAUGACGCAGUCCACUAUUGUAAUUGUCAAGAGCGAAACGAACAUCGCAAGUCUGUGGGCCUUGAGAGAGAGUAUUUUGUUCUCUUUUGAUCAGGAGAGCCGCACUGUGGUGGUUGACGGAGCGUGGAACCAUCAAAGCCUCGCCCGUGUUUUGCCUCCUUUCACAAUUUAUGAGGUUCUCUCGGAUGGUGUGCCGGGAUCCCACUUGGUAGACGUGCUUAUCGAUGAAGAAGCCAUUGCGGCUACAGCCCAGCGGCCUCUACUCUGGCUACACCAAGGGCUGCGCCAGUUCGCAGCCGGUGCUACUUAUGCCACGGGGGCCCUCUUCCUAAUGGACCGACAUUCUAGCAGAUGCUCCUCUACAGCGAGCACAAAACGAGCUGCAGCUGCCGCCUCUACCCUAUCCUCAUCUAGGUUGGCGGAAGACCCGGCGCUAUCUUCCGUAAGAAAGGAAUUGACAAAGAAGAGCUCUAGCUUAAACAGCUAUCAGAAAUUCAGCAUGGGCAGAGAAAACCGAAUGUGGGGACGUGUCCAAGGCAGUGAUACCCCCGUCGGCUUCACGGAACACGAAGACUCGUAUCCGGCUACUCCAGGUCCCUGGAGCAGUGAGCCUGCUGCCCGUUUCAAUGAAAUGGAACUUUUUGAAAGUUUACGCAUGGAUGCGAGAGAGCCACUAGCCUCUGGUCGGCGAUACCUCAGUACCCGUGCACUGCAGGAUGCGUACAAUGCAGCGCUCGUGUUGCUUAUGCGGAAAGCGGUACUGGAGAAUAUCAUUGAGGAGCUGCAGGAAAUCAAUGUUGUGCCUUUCUUCGAUUGCGGGGGCACUCUUCCAGGCUCUGUAGCCCGGAACUUUCCUUUGCUGCAACGAAUAUCCCCUGAUGACGCUCUCAUGGACAUAUUGCAGACUGGCGUGGUUCUCGUUGGCAUGCCCAUGGACAACAAGACCUCCGCAUCGAGCCCAGAGGUAUUGUACGCGCAACGCGCCAUGGUAGAGGUGGUGGCAACGAUUGGAAAUGAAUAUCAUGUGACCCUGGAGACCCGGUUCAUACGGUUUCCCAGCGCCGAGCGUGUUCUUAGGGCACUUCACAAGGGGUUGAUACAUUUUGCUGAUGCCAGGGUGUUAUUUGAAUACAUUAGUCCUUGGGCACGCCUGGAGUAUCGCGUGCGACCCACCUGUGCGUUGGGGGCUUCCCGUCUAUGGAUGGUGACACAGAACAAAGACGGCCUGGCAUCGCUGGAGGAGCUUCACCAAACAUUCGAGACGAGUAGUGAUCCAAGUGAGUGCUGCGUUGCUGUAGUGGACCCUCAGCUGCAGAAUACUGUUGCGGGGGUGCUGCCCGAGGGAGUCACCGUAAUAGUGAUGUCUGUGGAGGAGGCUGCUGAGGCCUUACUGGCCCACACCGUCACAGCCGUCUUCGGAAUGGCUACUCAGCAGCGCCGCCUUAUGCGGUCCCUUUUGAACAUAGAUAGACGAACCGAGAAGGACGAACGUGGUUCAGAGAAGCUGCCUGAGGAUGCGCCUCCUGACUCCAACACAAAGGGAGACUCCCCACUGCCCACGCCACAAUCUGAGGGCCCGAUAGUCAGCUCGGCUGAUGGUGGGAGCACCCCCGUUGAUUACCUUGAGCCGAUCUUCGUCAACGGGUGGCCGAAGGAUGAGCGAGCAGUACUGUCGUCGGAAGUCCCAACUCCACAAAGCCAUACAGAAGACAUUUUCCAGGAGCUGAUGAAAGCGGAGGGAUUGCCCCUGGAUACUGCGGAAGGAUCUCAACAAACUGCCGCCUCUUGGAUCGAGGUGGACACAGGCAUCACUGCUGUUAUGCACUCCUUCUUGUCCGCCUCAUUAAGGCCUCCGCGGCAAGCCUAA